UUAAAGGCUUUUUAUAAUCAUGGCGGACACUCAGCUGGCACAAGGUGCGAAUGGAAAUGUCGAGGGCGCCGGCCAAGCCGAUGGGGCAGCGCAGCAAGCACCUGGAGGGAUAUGGUCCACAGUAAAGUCCUUGAUAGUGCGAAUGCUUAUCAUCUACAUGAUCAGUAGUUUCUUCAGAAGAGGGACACCCCCAGCUAACACAACAGAUGGCAAAGGUGGAAAAACCCCUUAUGCUGAGAAUAUAUAUCCUAAAGGCAUGAAAAUGGACAUGUAUAUUUACAUGACAGAACAGGAGGACUUUACUGAUUUUAAUGAGGAUGCAUUGUUCUGGGUACAAAGGGGGCUAGAGUAUGGAGACUGGAUGAGCGGACCGAACGGUGAUGGCUCUUAUAUCAAAGAGGGCAAAAUCCAAACACCCCUCAAUGUGAUGAACAAUGGAUCUAUAUACCUUCAUUGCUACUUUGUGAAAGCGGGUAAAUCUCCAAACCCCAGGGAUAAGGGGAAAUAUGCCAGGAAAUUCACAGUGCACAGGUCAAAACGUCUCAAUAAAUACAAGAAAAGAAGAUACCACAAAACAAGUAAUUUAUUGACGGGAGAGACUGAUGUACACCCAGAUCUAAUUCAGACAGCCAAUAGGAGUUCCUUUGAGAUUCUGAAUUAUUGGCAUCCUAACCUCACCAUUAAUCUGAUGGAUGACCACUCUCCCUGGAUGAAAAGUCAUGUGCCACAACCUUUAGAUGAAUACUUGGAGUUUCUGCCAGGCAUGGACCAGUAUCAGCCAAUACUAUACUUCAAUGAUUAUUGGAACUUAAAUACAGACUACAUGCCCAUCAAUCAAACAACACCAGAGUUGAACCUGACUUUGACCUACAGCCCUAUCUCCUUGUUUAAGUGGCAGAUGUAUGCUGCCCAGGGUAUGAGAAAUAAAUGGUAUGGAAUGCUUGGGGCAGACUUCAUGGAGGAGUCUGACGAAGACCAGGACAGCCUUAAGACUACAGUGAUGGAAACUAAUCCCUAUUUGUUGGCCUUGACUGUUAUUAUUUCUAUUGUCCACAGUGUCUUUGAAUUCCUUGCAUUCAAAAAUGACAUACAGUUCUGGAAGAACCGUAAAUCUUUGGAGGGUUUGUCUGUACGCUCUGUCUUCUUCAACGUCUUUCAAUCCUUGAUUGUGGUUCUCUAUGUUCUGGAUAAUGAAACCAACUUUAUGGUCAAAAUCAGUGUCUCCAUUGGACUCCUUAUUGAAAUCUGGAAGAUCACCAAAGUGGUCACUGUUAAGCUGGACAGAGAGAAUCCAUGGUUUGGGGUUAUACCUCGUCUGACUUAUGAAGACAAAUCUACCUAUACAGAAUCUAACACCAAAAAAUAUGAUAUGAUGGCGUUUAAGUACUUAUCCUGGUUGCUGUUCCCUUUGUUGAUUGGAUAUGCAGUAUACUCGUUGAUUUAUCUGGAACACAAGAGCUGGUACUCUUGGGUGCUUAAUAUGAUAUAUGGAUUCCUUUUAACAUUUGGUUUUAUAAUGAUGACACCUCAGCUGUUUAUUAAUUACAAGUUAAAGUCUGUUGCCCACCUUCCCUGGAGGAUGAUGACAUACAAAGCCCUGAACACCUUUAUAGAUGAUAUAUUUGCAUUUGUCAUCAAGAUGCCCACCCUUUACAGGAUAGGAUGUUUUAGAGAUGACGUCGUAUUUUUCAUCUUUCUUUACCAGCGAUGGAUCUAUCCUAUUGAUCCAACUCGCCUUAAUGAGUUUGGUACUAGUCAGGAAAUGUUUGACCAGAAUGGCAAGAUCAAAACUGACCAAUCAGAAAUAGGGUCCCAGCAAGCCAGCAUAGAGCAGUCAAAAGCAGAAGACUCAGAUAAUCAAACUGAAAAGUCAGCUAAGGACAAAAAGAAUGAUUGAUGGAGCGACAAAUUGUGUAUGCUUAUUUGUGAUGUUGUCAGAUCUCAUUAAUAACAUAUAUUAAUGAAUGUGGUAGUGAGUUACGUCGUUAGAGAUCUUUGAAAUUUACUCCAAUGUUUUUUGUCAAAAUCUGUGUUCAUUUGAAAGCUUGUCAGUUAGAUUACAUACAAUCAUGUUUUCCUUCGUUCCCAACAUCUGAUAAGUUGUGAAAAUGUGGUUGCUGCAGAAUUUUAUUGAACAAAGAAGUAUUGUGCUCCAUGAGUACUCCAAUAUUAAAUAAUCUGUCCUUUAUAAAUGUUUAUGACUGUGUCCAAAGCUAUGAUUUUAUUGUUCUUCCUGAAAACUCUGUUUUUAUUAACCCCUUCCUUGUUUUUUGAUUAUUAAUACAUGAAGAAUUUGCCAAAUAUUACCUAUAAAAUAACAUUUUAUUAACAGAUCAUACCCUAUUUUUGGUCUUAGUACGACUCCUUUUAUUGCUUAAUUACUUACACACCUGACUGCCAAAGUUACAUGUAAGACUUUUUUUGCGUAAGGUUAUUUAAUAUGCAGGAAACAUGAGGACUGUUUAAAGCAUACAUUGGUGGUCAAAUGCACUACUGAUGAAAAAACGUAUACAAAUAUCCACAUUGUUGCCAUAUCUCUUAAGCCAGAAAUCCUUCAGUAGUUUGAGAUUAUUAAUUUAUGACGUCAUUUGACUACAAAUAUUCACUCACUAAGUGAUUGUAACAUUCUUAUGUAGAAAUAUACAUAUUUAUUUUUAUUCAGUUUGCAGAUUUUUACAUGUAUGACUAUUGUAACCAGUUAUUAAAUAAAAUAUUUUGAUUUUUA
Molecule: messenger RNA, 2725 nt
Organism: Saccostrea echinata
Lineage: Eukaryota; Metazoa; Mollusca; Bivalvia; Ostreida; Ostreidae
Product: putative lipid scramblase CLPTM1
Exons: 14
Coding region: 20-1897 (625 amino acids)
Cellular component (GO): membrane; endomembrane system
Source: RefSeq, a predicted model, not a curated record